AAUCCCAUGGCCCAGAUCUCAUAGCAUGUAAUUCUGAGUCGGGCGGAAUGGCAAGGCAAACCUCUUCCCCCAAAAAUCGUUUUUUUUUUCCCCUUUCCUCCUUGUAUAAAUAUCUAACCUAAGCUCGUCUUCUUAACAGCUCUCUUCCAGUUCAAAAACCUUAUCUUUUGGGCAAAGCAGAAACAAAAGCUAAAAAGAAAAGAAGCCAUGUCUGCAACAUCUGCCUCAUCUCUCAUACUUCCAUCUCUCAAACUCAAAACCUUUUCUUUAUCCAACCCAAGACCCAUUUCACUUUCUCUCUUCUCUCUUUCCCACAAGCUCCAUGCAAAGCCUCUCUUCUGUUCUGCUCUUCAAAGUUUCGGGCUUUUAACCAAAAAGUCCUCUUCUUCUGCUUCUAAGUUUGUUAGAAACGUUGCCGUUUCUUCUGAUUAUGGUCAGGAAGAAGAGCUAUUCGGGGGUGAUGACGGAGAAGGGGCUCCUAGUUUCUCCCCUGAGUUGCAACUUUUUGUGGGUAAUCUUCCUUUUAGUGUGGAUAGUGCCCAGCUUGCUGAUUUGUUUGGAAGUGCUGGAAAUGUUGAGAUGGUUGAGGUGAUAUAUGACAAGGCAACUGGGAGAAGUAGGGGAUUUGGUUUUGUAACCAUGUCCACAAUGAAGGAAGUUGAAGCUGCUGCUCAACAGUUCAAUGGCUAUGAAUUGGAAGGGAGGGCAUUGAGGGUAAACUCUGGACCUCCUCCUCCUCGUAGGGGAGAAUUUUCUCCUAGAGGGGCAAGAGAUGCUGCAACUAUGCGUGCUUCUUCUCCCAGAGGGGCAAGAGUUGCUGCAACUAUGGGUGCUUCAAAUCGUGUCUAUGUUGGUAACCUUUCAUGGGGUGUUGAUGAUUUAGCACUUGAGACCUUGUUCGCCAAGCAAGGCAGUGUUGUGGAAGCAAAAGUCAUUUAUGACAGGGAAAGUGGCAGAUCAAGGGGUUUUGGCUUUGUAACUUACAAUUCUGCUGAAGAGGUGGACAGUGCCAUUAAAUCCUUGAAUGGUGUUGAUUUGGAUGGCAGACCAAUUCGAGUCACUGUGGCAGAGUCUAGGCCAAGGCGUCAAUUUUGAGUGUGAAUGUUUCCUACUGGGACACCUAGAAUGUGCAGCUGGAAACUGGCGGCUGCAGCCUCUUGCCGUUCCUGGGAAUCUGCAAACAUCCUUCUUGUACCAGCUGCACUUUUCAUUGUCUGCGCUUAGACUAGAAAGAGCCUAUAAUGAGCUGAUAAUAUUCAUUGAAAUAUUCUCGUUAUAUGUUUUAAGUAUCAUGAUUCAGUAACUAACAUCUAAGCCUAAUGUUUUGCUUCAUUUGAUAAGAGUCGCUUCAAAAUUAUUGACUUGUUUUGCUCCCUGUAUAUCUUGAGCUGGAAGAAGGCCUAAGCUUGUUGGAUGAAUCGCACUUAAAGCAAAACCUGGUCCUAGAUUCCAAAAUUUAUAGAUGUUUGGAUUUAUAAGAGCAAUAUGAAUUUCGAGGGGUUCUUAUUCAUUUUGCUGGGUUGUAGAGAUGUGUGAAUGAGUCAUUCUUUAUUUGAGAGGUUCAUCGAUUGUGCCAAUGCAUCAACUUUUGUUUCGUUAUUGUCGAGGAUGUCCUAUACUGGACUUGGUUAGAUCCAUGUCAGAAGUGAAAACUUCUGGCGAUAAUGGCGCUCAAUCCAUAUGGUUUGGAACUUGGAUGGCUUUGCUGAUGUCCACUAUCUAUGCUCUCUCUUGCAGUAGUAACUGCCUGUUCAUGUGACUGACAGGGACAAAGAUAUGUUGGUUUCCUUUCUGUUUUCCUGUUCUCUACAGAACUCUUGCAUUCCUGUUGAGGCAUACGAUCUUUUGGAAAGGGCUAUAGACUUGGAGGUGUACUGGUGCGCUAGGCUUUUUAGAUUGGGAGAAGGACAUGUCUUUCUUGAAUGACCCAGUGGCUGCUCAAAGACCAAACCCACAAAAAUGGGUCUUAGGUUAGCCCCUAUAUGGGGCCAAAGUUUAAACCCUAGGCCCAUAGAGAGAUCCAACUUAGCCUUCCAUUUUGGUUUCGGGUCCUGCUCAUUGUCCAUAACCCUUGGAUGAUUACAAUGCAAAGUUCAA
Messenger RNA from Durio zibethinus, 2097 nucleotides. Its product is annotated as RNA-binding protein CP29B, chloroplastic-like. The record is from RefSeq and is a predicted model, not a curated record. Gene Ontology annotation, molecular function: mRNA binding. NCBI's taxonomy places the organism in Eukaryota, Viridiplantae, Streptophyta, Magnoliopsida, Malvales, Malvaceae. Gene Ontology annotation, cellular component: chloroplast thylakoid membrane. Gene Ontology annotation, biological process: chloroplast rRNA processing.